This is a messenger RNA of Debaryomyces tyrocola, 1461 nucleotides long. The record is from the annotation of a GenBank genome assembly. NCBI's taxonomy places the organism in Eukaryota, Fungi, Ascomycota, Pichiomycetes, Serinales, Debaryomycetaceae.
AUGUCUACAGAUAAAUUAGCAGACGAAAAAGGGACGAUACCUUCAAAUAGAUAUACACUGGGUAACAUGAAUAAUAGUACCGGUGAUACGGGCUCAGUGGAACAGAGAAUAGCUCCUAGCAUGUCGCAUAAAUCAUCCCACCCAUAUGGACAAACCUCGAUACAAAUGCAUGGUGAUUUAAACAACCAAGGGAGAAGUAUUCCAAACAAGUAUCCAAACAUAAAACCGGCUAUUAGUAUUAAGCCAAAACCGGUUCCGAUUGCCGUGUCGACGCCUGAUAAACCUAUCACGACAAAUUUUGAUAUGAACUCGAAGUCCACCUUGAAGUCUGAUAUUUCAUUGAAUAUCAACACGUCGAAGAAGUGGGUUCUACCACCUAGGCCACGCCCAGGAAGAAAACCAACCGCAAAUGGUGAAGAUUCAGGUAAUGACAUCGUGAAUGCCGCAUCAACAACUGCAUCUAUAAAUUCGAAAACAAAUAGAAACAAUGGAAAGAAGAAAGUCAAAAUAGGUCAUAACGAAGCCAUAAAGAUAGAGGAUAGUGAUAUAAGGCUUAACGAAGGUCCCGAUACUCCUAAGCCAGCUAAUAUGACUAAUGCUUCUCUCCAUAUACCUAAGCCGGUGGAAAGAUCAGAUCCUAACCAAGUGGCUGAUUUGAAAAUGAACUAUUUGUCGAAAUUGAAAGAACAAGAGCUUAUCAGGAAUUAUAUCGAAGUAAUCAAUAACCAAAUUAACGAACUAAAGUUUGUUCAAAAUGGGGUUAUAACUUUUGAUGCACUUAAUAGCGAUAAUGAAACUAGACCGCAGAAGAUGAACCAAGAGAAUACACCGAUUACGAAAAGUAUAACCCAACCUAAGUCAGCCAUGUCACAAUACGAACAACUAGAAAAAAUUAAUAAUAUGAACGAUUUAAAUAAGUUUUUGGCAUACUUAACGAGAUCUUCAAACAUCAUUCAUAGUGCUACUAAAAAGUUUAUCGGGGAUAAUACGAGUGAUGGUAACUUAAAUAAUCAAAUCCAAAACUAUCUUGAUAUUCGGGCAACAUACAAAUUGAGCAGGAAUCAAGAGUUAAAGGAAAUCGAAAGGGCAAAACAUGAAAAGCGUACAUUAAAAGAAGGUAAUAGGAGGAAUAUAGGUGCGAAUAAUAUGUUCAUACCAACUUUGUUAAAGCCCUUAAAUCAGAGCAUUGAGUCACAAGAUGAAAUUGGAGUUAAUAUUGUUGAAGAAGACCAAAAUUUUGUAAAUCAAGGAGAUUUCUUGGACAAAUUAAUAAUUAAGGACGAAGCAGAAGAUAUUGUGAGAAGCAACGAAUUAAUACAGGAACAUGAAGAAAUAGAGAAGUCUAUGGCUAAGAAAUCUGUUUCAUUAAAGAAACAGAAAAACUUCACCUGUGGAUUCUGCACGAAUGAUUCAUGCUUAUGUUUAGACUCAGAGAUUGAGCUUAGCCAGUUCAAAAAAUGA